CUGGUGGUCAUGGCUUUCAGAAAUGUGAACCGAAGACGACAUGUUGGACUUCAGCAGCUUUCAUCUUUAGCAUCAACAGGAAGAACGCUUUUAGGGCCACUAAAAUCCUAUAAAUUUAUUGUAAAUGAAAGCACUAAUGAGAGUGUUUUGGCUUGCUCCGUAGUUAGACUUCUUGAAAGUUUAGAUUUAACUAGUGCAGUGGGACAGCUUCUUAAUGAAACAAUUCAGGCACAAAGCAAAGAAUAUAAAACUGGGACAACUACCCUGUUGUUUCUUGCUGGUGCCUGGAGCAGUGCUAUACUUGAAUGUCUUCAGCAGAAUGUUCCUGUUCCAGUAAUAGUAUCUGUGAUGUCUGAAGGAUUACAUUCUUGCAGUGAAAGAGUCAAGUGUCUUCAGGUCUCAGUACAUGAUUUAUAUAAAGGGCCAGAUUCUGUUCCCAUUCAGUCAAAUUUUAUCAGUGCUAGACCCCAGAUUUUUGAAAAUAAAACUUCCAGUGCUGGGUCUAGCAGCUUUCUGAAUCCUCCUAUGCAUCUUCAUAAAGAUGUUCCUCUAACAGAAGAAGAAUGUGUUCCAGAAGGUCCUUGUUCCCAUCAAGCAAACACUUGUGAUCUUCAUAACAGAUGUUUGAGUUCACCUACAUAUGCUGCAGGCCGUCAAAUGCACUCAGCAGUUGGACCUGUGGGUGAUAAAACUAUGCUCUCAAUUCCUGGAAGCAGUUUGAUUACAUCCAGCUGCAACAAAAAAAGGUUAACUCACAGUAGACACUUUAAUGCUGUAGGAAAAAAAUGCUCUCUGCUCCAUGUAGGCAGUUUUCAAGGGAAUCCCAUCGGACCUUCAAUGCAUCACUAUGAAUAUAAAGAUUUUGGACAAUUAGCAAUGGCUCUGAGCCAUGGAAAUCAGUCUGUUAUGAAAUUGGUACAGGAUAUUGUUAGAUGUCAGCAAUGGAAAACUAAUCCCACAGGUUUGUCUCAAUUUAAUAUUGAAGAAAUUGUGACAUGCUGCUUACCAGGGGUGCCUGAAAGUUAUUCUUGUGUCUGUCCAGGGUAUGUCACAUCAGUAUCUCCAGAGAACGCCGCUGUUACCAAGCAGCUUCAGGGCCGACUGCUUCAGAUUCUCCUCGUAGACGGUGACCUAAGUGAAGAGUAUCAUCAUUUGGGAUUUAAUAGACCAACUAAUGUAAAGACAGUAUCAGAAAGCUUGGGUGUACAAGAAAGCAGCUCAGGAUGUUCAUGGACAAGUCGUAUGUUAGAUAUUUUAAUGCAGUCAGAAGUAAAUUUAAUUUUGGUAAAAGGAAAUGUGUGUGAACAUCUUAUGGAAAGAUGUAUCCUAAAUAACAUACUUAUAAUCAACCCAGUGACUCAGAAUGUGUUAUAUGCUUUUGCUCGGGUCACAGGAGCAAAACCUGUGACGUACCUCACCCAAGUAAACAGUCAGUGUGUGGGAGGUGGUGUCUGGGUGGAUUUCUGGAGAAUUGGUGAAUUGAGUACAGAGGAAUUGGAGAGCAGGAUGCUUAUCAGUAUAAAGGCUGAAGGAAGUACCCUGGUAACAGCUGUUCUUAGUAGCACUGUGAUUUCAAAGAUGCAAGUCAUUGAUGAUCAGUUCUGGACUUGUGCUUAUCGACUGCAACAUGCUUUAAUUGAUGGGAAAGUUUUUCCUGGAGGUGGUGCAGUUGAACUCUUCUGCCUCAGUCAUGUUCAGAAGCUUGUAGACCAGGCUUUAAAUCAAGCAAAUAAAAACUCUGCAGGAGAGUUUCACAGUGCUCCUUGCUGGAUGGCAGAAUCUUUGGCAGAAUUUAAACCCCUUGUCCUUAAAGCUCUAGCAAGUGGUUGGCAUAAAUACCUUUCAACAGUCAUGUGCAACUCUGCUAAUUACACAUCAGAAUUUGAAGCGAGUAUCUCUAUAAAGCAGCAUCUCAAAAAAGUGACAGGCUGUGGCUCUCCUUCAGCAUAUAUACUGCAGGAGUUUAAUCUGAGAGAGGUGGUGGGCAAAGUAGGCCCUGAUCCAUUAACUAAAUGCAUGGAAUUUGUACAGGUCUAUGACAAUGUGACAGCCAAGUUGGAAGCGUGGCGGAGGGCUCUAGACUUGGUGCUACUGGUGCUUCAGACAGACUCUGAAAUUAUCACUGGUCCAAAGAGAAAUGAAUUAUUAAGUUCACCUAUGUCAAGUGAAUUCAUAUUUAUAUAGGAUUGCAGGCUCUCUUUAUGGGUCUGACUACUCAAACUGGUUAUAUCAAAGGGAGUGAGGCUGUGUGCUUACAGCAUAUUAGCUACCCUGUGGCAAUAGCUAGUAAUGCUCUCCUGGCAUUUUUUGGACUUCAUGAAGACCUGCAUCAAAAGUAGGGAGGAUAAGUACAAUGAGGGAAGCUCUGCUUUGUGCCCUAUUUGUAUACUGGAGAAAGGUUGGUGCAGGUCUGCCAGGGACUAAUUGGUGACAGCUGAGGGAGAACUGCUCUUUAAAUACCUGUAUAGGUGCCAAGUAUGGUUGGUCCUUCUCUGAAUAUUAUUUCUAGAUGAAAAGAUGUAGCACCUGAAUCUCUUCUUGCCUGAAUCUGGCAGAAUAGGUCUGUAAGAAGUGGCAUAAGGGUGAAAACAGGCAUUACCAAACAAAGCUGCUUGGCUUUGGCAGGAUGCCUCCCACCACAGCUGAUCUGCUUAUUGGAUGAAACACAUGUUGCUUGUCCUACAUCAGACCCAAUGUCGGACAACAGAAAAUGCAUUCCCCUUGCCCUGGCAUUCCCAGCGUCCCAUGCUGCUUUGUGCCUCCUUGUUGGGACCUGUGCCGACCCAUGCCUCAUGCAGAGGGAUGGGUAGACAUGGAUCUCACUGCAGGGCAGCACAGAAGUGUGGGGCAGCUCAGGAUCCUCUGUACUCUGUGCCUCUAUGCCAGAACCCACAUCUCUGUGUGAAGCACAGGUUGGCAUGGUUCCUGGCAAGGAGGUCCAGGGAGGUGCAGACCCCAGGGAACUCCUGGUGCCCCAUGCCUCUGCGCUGGUACCCAGGCUGGGUCCUGCACAAACCUGUGCUUCAUGCAGAGGACCAGGUCAGCAUGGAGUGGGUCCUGGAGCAGAAGCACAAGGCACCAUGAAUUCUCCGCAUCCCAUGCCUGCACACAAGGACCUACAUGGACUUUUUCUGCUUAUAGAGAUGUGCCCCUGAAGAUCCCAGGGCAGGUCUCUGUAAGUGGGAAACCGUGAUUUUUCCCCACUUUCCGAGAUGCACCCUGAAAUUCCUCAGGCUACUUUUCUGCAAAUAGGGAAAGACAGACUGGUGUCUCUUGGGCUUGACAGGCUUGAUCCUACAUGGGAAUUUCCAGGGUGCAAAGGAUUGGGCCCCUCAAGGAGCAUCUGGCCAGGGUGGCUAGAGAGAGUGUGGGUAGCUCCAGGCUGCCUGCACUCCUUUGCCACAGAGCAAAUAGAUAUCCUGUGCAAUAAAGUGGCAGUAUUUUACACAACCUUUUAUCGCAGCCAUGAGUAUAGUACAACAAAGGGUAGGGAUGUCUAUUUGCUUGCCAUUUGUACUGCUGUAAACAUUUUUAUGGCAGCACAAAUGCAGUAUCUUUUCUACCCCAAGAAACUCAUGUAUUGACUUGCAUUUGGAAGAGCUAUGAGAGAAAACUUGAGCAUCUGUUCCCAUCCUGCUCCUAAGUGUUGAAAUUAAAAAAUUAUUUGCGGAAGGUUGCAGAGGACAAUACAUUUCCCAAAAACACACAGGAAGCCAUUUGAUAAUAUUCCAAGAACAGAACAAAAAGCAACGUUAAUAUUUCCAUCCUCUCUCAAACACAGUCAUGCUUAGGGACUGUGCAUAUCCCUAGGUAUGUCCUUUCAUUUUUGUGUUCUUGCAUUUUCCAGCUCCUUUGUAAAAUGCUCUGAAAUAUGCUACAUAAGACCUGUGUAUUGAUUCAAAAGUUAAUGUAGUGUGGUAAAGGAGUGUCUCAGGAAGACAAUUUUUUUAGAUUUGUUUAAAAAAAUGGUCAUAAAGGGUAUCUGCAUUAUUUUGUGAGUCCACAUUAUUAUCAAUAAUUCACAAUCUCUGUGAUUGGAAGUUGUUUGAAAGAAUCAUAUGGUGCAUAUAUAUCACAGUAUUGUAAAGAAUUCUGUAUUUAAUGCCUCCAAUUCUAGAGGAUGACUGAAAAAUAUUGUAUGCUCAAAAUGUAUGUAAAAUAGAAUGUGUGCACACAGAUAUGCAGCUUACUUCGUACUGUUUAUAAAUAGAUUUCAACUGCAAAUACAAAGUUUAGAAUCCGGUCCUGCAGUACGUUAUGUCUGGGAGUGCUCUACCUCAUGGUAGGCGUUCUUAUGAAGAAUCAAUAAUUUUUUUUAUGAGAAUAUCAUUAUAGAGGCUGUCAAAGCUUGGUAUAAAUUUACUUUUAGUUUGAAGAGGAAAAGUAUAUCCACAUUAAGGUAUUACUUGUUUGGUAGUUUCUUCUUGGUUCUUUCCGAUUACCCCGUUUAACAUCAAAGGCAGCUUUACAGCCUGAGCUCUGCAAUGCUUUUAAUAUGGCUGAAGACUGAAUUUGAGGCUGGCUAAUUUAGACAAGAAUGGUUUUACCAUGCAGUAACACAUUGCAACCAGAGCCAGAAGGCAACUAGAAUUAAGUUGCAGCAAAAAAGUAUAAAACUAUGGAAAACUGUUUCUGAAACUAAUAAUACUUUUGAGUCACCCGUAAUGGUAAGUGCCUCCCAUUCUGAGUGAGAAUAGAAUGGAAAAAUAAUGUAAAUGGUAGCACUCCAGCCGGUCACUGCUUUCAAGAGUUUUUCCAUCGUAAUGCAAAUGGCUGACAAUCUUUGGAUUAAAUCACUUAUUCACUACAA
Molecule: messenger RNA, 4810 nt
Organism: Gavialis gangeticus (Gharial)
Lineage: Eukaryota; Metazoa; Chordata; Crocodylia; Gavialidae
Gene: BBS12
Product: Bardet-Biedl syndrome 12
Exons: 2
Biological process (GO): chaperone-mediated protein complex assembly; photoreceptor cell maintenance
Molecular function (GO): ATP binding
Source: RefSeq, a predicted model, not a curated record